Molecule: messenger RNA, 915 nt
Organism: Ostrinia nubilalis (European corn borer)
Lineage: Eukaryota; Metazoa; Arthropoda; Insecta; Lepidoptera; Crambidae
Gene: RpL8
Product: large ribosomal subunit protein uL2
Exons: 6
Coding region: 105-878 (257 amino acids)
Biological process (GO): cytoplasmic translation
Cellular component (GO): cytosolic large ribosomal subunit; ribosome
Molecular function (GO): structural constituent of ribosome; RNA binding
Source: RefSeq, a predicted model, not a curated record
UUCAUAUAUGAUUAAUCGAUUAUUUAGUCGCAUCUCUAAAUUAGUCUUGUCUGUGGUUUUAGUUCUUUCAAAAGUGACCCUCUGCGUAAAUUGAGGGAACAACCAUGGGUCGUGUGAUUCGUGCUCAGCGUAAAGGUGCCGGCUCAGUCUUCGUUUCACACACGAAGAAAAGGAAAGGAGCGCCUAAACUCCGCUCCUUGGAUUAUGCCGAACGUCAUGGAUACAUCAAGGGUGUAGUGAAGGAUAUCAUCCACGACCCCGGCCGAGGAGCACCUCUGGCGGUUGUUCACUUCCGUGACCCCUACAAGUUUAAGACGCGCAAGGAACUGUUCAUUGCUCCCGAGGGUCUCUACACUGGCCAGUUCGUAUACUGCGGAAAGAAGGCUACACUUGAAGUUGGUAAUGUCAUGCCCGUGGGUGCUAUGCCUGAGGGUACCAUUGUAUGCAACUUGGAAGAGAAGAUGGGUGACCGAGGCCGACUAGCCCGUGCUUCCGGAAACUUUGCCACCGUUAUCGGACACAAUCCUGAUGCCAAACGUACCAGGGUAAAGCUUCCUUCUGGAGCCAAGAAAGUUCUCCCAUCAAGCAACAGAGGAAUGGUUGGUAUUGUCGCUGGUGGUGGACGUAUUGACAAACCCAUCCUGAAGGCUGGGCGUGCGUACCACAAGUAUAAGGUGAAGCGUAACUGCUGGCCGUACGUGCGUGGUGUUACCAUGAACCCUGUGGAGCAUCCUCACGGAGGUGGUAACCAUCAACACAUUGGUAAGGCAUCGACUGUCAAGCGAGGAACAUCAGCCGGUCGCAAGGUCGGUCUUAUUGCUGCGCGCAGGACCGGAAGAAUUCGUGGUGGCAAGACCGACACCAAGAAGGAGGCGUAAAUAUAAUUUUAUGCAAAAUAAAAAACACAAAAUCAAA